Molecule: messenger RNA, 1809 nt
Organism: Fusarium mangiferae
Lineage: Eukaryota; Fungi; Ascomycota; Sordariomycetes; Hypocreales; Nectriaceae
Exons: 2
Coding region: 1-1809 (602 amino acids)
Biological process (GO): positive regulation of transcription by RNA polymerase II
Cellular component (GO): nucleus
Molecular function (GO): zinc ion binding; DNA-binding transcription factor activity, RNA polymerase II-specific; transcription cis-regulatory region binding
Source: RefSeq, a predicted model, not a curated record
AUGUCAGCACAGGCGAUGCAGUCCCCAUCCAGCGGGACUCGAGCGCGCCGCAAGCCGAUCCUCAGGGUCAAGACAGGCUGUUUCACUUGUCGGAACCGCAAGAAAAAAUGUGACGAGGUACGGCCUGUCUGCUCUGGGUGCCGUCGCAACAAGAUACCCUGCCGAUGGCCCAGUCCACAGUCUCUGCCAAACGCCAACGACUCACCGAGGUUGGAGCACUCGGUCCAAACUCCGACUCUAGGUGGUCUCCAGACUCCAUCUCCACAGAGCUUUGGCGUCGAAAUGGGCGUAGAAGAGGCAUUGGAGCAGCCUCCAGUCCUGAACGCCAAUCAUGAGAAUGAUGAUGAGUCCGAUCUUCUUCGGCUACAGAGCAGCAGUAGUGCCUUUGAUCCCCCAUUGGAGCACUGUUUUGUCGCUCCUGCGACAGAUAUUUCCGUUGCUGACCAUGACCUCGACCAUGUGGAUUAUGGCCUCGCCGAUGAGACCCAGACAGAAAUACAGGCUAUACAAGCAACUGAGGCAGAUGAAACGAUUGAGGAGCCGGCCAUCCAAGACACCAUCAGUAAUGCUCUCAUCGGUCUGUCCGGGGCCCAUCUCGGUCAAGGAGCCCUCAUCGAGCCCAGUCCACCCCAUGUCAGCCCAUCGAUCCUCCCUGGCCUAGAUGCGCAGGCAUUUGAGUUGAUGGGCCACUAUCUAGAUCGCACGGCAGUGAGCAUGGGCAAUGGCUCAACGACAGCAAACCCCUUCAUCGUCCAGCUUAUACCGCUCUCCUUCGCCAAUCCCAUCGUUCGUGAGCUCAUGCUCUCGCAGAGUGCCUCGCAUCGAGCCGUCUUGGAUGUAGGGGAUCAGUCGGAAGCGAUAGCUCAUACCUACUAUACCAAGUCAAUUCGUCUGUUUCGUAAGGCUGUGAAUGAAUACCUGGCUGGCACCGAAUCAAAUCCGCUCUGGGUUACUAUCGGCGCGCUGAUCAUGUGCUUUACCGAGACCGCUAAGGGCGAUACCAACGGUGUCAUCUUUGAUCAUAUACAAGCAGUCGGGCCUCUAGUUACAGAUCUGCUCACAAGGCUACCUCAUCUUCUUCCUGACGGAUUGUGCGCUUUCGUCACCGAGUACUACGUUUACACUGCAAUCAUCAGCAUGAUCUCUACAGACCCAUCAGCAAGUACAAGGCUUGUGUUGUCGCCCGAUCUAGAGCACAAGGCUCAAUCUUUGGUUGGAUCUGGCUACGUGGGCCAGCUCUGCGGCUCAUGGCUUUCGUUGCUUCUUCUCAUCCCACGAAUAUUCGACUUUGGUCACCGAAGAGUAGCAGCUAGUGUCGACCCGCCGUUCCCAGCGGCAGAUGACUUCCUCAAUUUCGGCAGUCUCCAGUUCGAGAUCACUUCGUUCGUCCCAUCGCCCUCAGCAAGCUCCGAGGUCACCAUCUGCGGCUACAUCUUCCAACAGGCCCUCCAUCUCUACCUGAUCACAGCUCUUGGAGUCGGUGAUGAAAGACAAGUGACGCAGCAUAUGAGCCUGGAGCAUAUACUAGCAAGCGCGUUCAUAUACCUCGAGCAGCUUCCAGCCUCUGCGCGCAUCAACACAAGUAUGUGUUGGGCGCUGGCGGUCAUUGGAUCCUGCACCACCGAUGAGGAGCGACGAGAGACUCUUCGACAGCGUCUACAGACGAUGUUUCUUACAAUUGGGCUUGGUAACAUAUCUUCCACAUUAUCCUUGCUAGAGCACAUAUGGAUGCGACCUCAGAGGGAACAGAGCCCUUGGAUCAUUUGUCGAAUCAUGUACGAGCACGAAAUAUGGAUAUCAUUUGCUUGA